GUUUUAUAUUGUAACACAUUUCAUGUUUUCGUUCUCAUCCUCCUUGGCAGAUGUGUAGCUAGCUGUCACAGAGAGACGACAUGAGGGAGAUAGUGAAAAACAAACUGCGCCGUAAAAACGUCCAUGUGAGAUCCAGGCAAGUCUGAACUAUACUCUCAAGAAUUAAUUCGAUUAGGAUAUGACAUUUAAUCUGCCAGUGACUAACAUCACUUAGGCAUGUCAUCGUCGCGUGCAAGUGCAAGCGUGCGUGCGUGAUGUCUAUCUAUGUUACUGAUAUCUCGUUAGCUGAUUAAUACAGAUGAACUGUUAACGUUAUUGCUUUGUAUUUGCCAUUUUAUGCAAAUACACUCACCAGGUAGGUUUGCUUGUUUUUUCUACUUUGUUAGACCGUAUAUUAAACGAAACAAAAAUCGUUUGAAAUAGUCCCAACGCUGGUAAUAGCUAGCCGAUUAGCCAAGAAGCGGUCAGUUUCGUUUUCUUUUAGGAUUUCGGAGUGACAAAUUGCAGGAGUUGUUUACUUGGUAGGCUACGCUGGUAAACCUGGAACGAGCGUAAACGCAGACAUGAAAAGGAAUGUUUUCACGUAGGAGUUGUAGCAUUUAGGCAUGACACUGAGUUGCAGUGUGCUUAAUCUGGCUGUAAACGAGAACUUCUUAGCUUGAAAAAACCCCCAUUAUGAAAUCAAUAUUAAACGUGGAAUAUCGUCACUAUAUAUCAGAUAAGAUAUAGUUUAACAGUGUCUUGACUGGGUGCUCUUGUGCAGUGUCCCUUCUGGUAGACUGUAAGAAGAAGCGGUAAUGUUAGCAAGUGGCAUCAUGAAUACAUUCGGGAAAAAUGGAUUAAUUGGUCUCGGUAUCGGAGCUACAGCUGGCGCUGGUGUAGUCGGAUUUCUUAUUUACAAGGAAGUUUCCAGAAAAAGAAACGAGGAUCCAGAGGUGUCUCAGGCGAGCCCCUCUACCAUAAUAGCAUGCACAGAUGAUGUGGACAGAUUACACGCGCCUGCUCUUGACUUGCAAGAUAUGCCAUCAGAGGUGGCAGCGCUGGGCUCGGCCCUCCAGGGCCUGCAGGGUCUCUCCCGAGCAGCAGGUGGAGUUGAAGAACCGCCUGGACGAUGUGCUCAUGUGCGUGACGGGCCUCAGGAGCGAGGUGUCUGAGCUACGGAGCGGCCUGCAGGACAUCGCACAGAAGAUCAUCGAGGAUGUGAAGAAGGGUUUGGAGGAGAGCCAGCGGGCCCGACGCAGACGCCACCUUGUCCCGCGGGAGCGGACCGACUCCAUGAGCUCCAGCUCCAUCUACUUCAGUGCCAGCGCUGGCCCAGCCAGCACAUACGGAGGAACGGAGAGCGAGGCCGGGUAUUCCACUGCCUAUGCAGAAUCAGACUACACAGACCGUGAAACAGACCGCGAGACGGACAAGGAGGGCGACAGGGAGGACAAAGAGUCCGACGAAGAGGAUGACGAGGAUCGCAGCGUUGCCACCGUGCUCACCCUUCGCCAGGAGGACUCCCAGGCCGAGGAAGAGGACGAGGAAGACGCGGACCGAGAGUGGCCCACCAUGGCAACCAUGGUGACCAUGGUGACGGACGUGCCCAGCGCCGAGCUGGCACUGCUUCUGUCCCAGAGCGACCUGCUGCAUGAGGGAGACAGCGGAGCGAAGAAGGACGGCUUCAACCUGCUCCACACCAACAAGCUUCUGUAUUCUGACAGCACAGAGUUCCUGUGGCGACUGGCACGCGCCUACAAUGACAUGUAUGAGAUCACUGAGGACAAGGAGGAGAAGAAGUCUUACACUGAGCAAGGCCGCGACGAGGCUGAGGCGGCGCUGAGCAGAAAUGGCCUGAACGCCGAAUGCCAUAAAUGGUUUGCCGUCCUCACUGGCCUCAACUCACAGUAUGAGAGCAUGCACGGCAAACUCAAAAGCAGUCACAUCCUCAAGGAGCAUCUAGAUAGAGCCAUCGCACUGAGGGACGAUGACCCACUCUGUUUCUAUUUGCUGGGCCGCUGGUGCUACGAGGUGUCUAUGCUUGGUUGGCUGGAGAAGAAGGCUGCUGCAGCGCUGUACGAGUCCCCACCUUCGUCCACCGUCCACGAGGCUCUGGAGCACUUCCUCAAGGCAGAAGAGCUUAGCCCUGGCUUCUCCAAGACUGUGAGGGUUUACAUUGCCAAGUGUCACAAGGAGCUUGGGAACACUUCAGAGGCCAGCAAUUGGGCCCGACUGGCUAUCCAGAUGCCUAGUGUGACCAGUGAGGAGACUGGCAACUCUACUCUUGAGGAGGAACUGAAGGCUUUGAUUGACACACCAUCAGAUCUGUCUCCAUCGAAUGGGGAUUUCUAGACUGCCAUGUCUUCCUUCAACACCUGCACAAAUAUGGCUAUACAAAUGAAGCACUAAAGACUGCCUGCCCUAGCAGUCCCUAUUCCAUUACAUAGAUGACCAUGUGUGGUGUUGUGUCCAAUGUGGUUGAAAGUGCAAACAUUUCAGGAUCGAGUCAUGUUGAUUCUGCACUGAUAAACUGAUCCAGUAAUUUGGUCGUUUUGUCAACUGUGUAACACCUUUUGAGGUGCAUUUAGUUGUAGUCUCCAAGCACUCUUUGCUAGGGAUGAAGUAAGACAUGAGUGUAAAAUGCCGUCUUAUUAGUUUGCACCCCUCCCCCUCCCUCCCCAAGAAUUUUAUAUACGGUUUUUAUUUCAAUUAAGUCUAAAUCUGUUUUAAUAAAUUAGUUUUUAAAGUGCUUAAUUGGUACACAAGAAUAUAAAAACAAGUGAUCAUAAUCAAGUUCAUGGUGUCAUUCAGUGACAGAGUUUAACGUUGCAAGUUAAUGCAUAUCAAUCUGGACUAAGCACCCUCCAAAUGUUUAUGGUGUCAUUCAGUGUGCUUUAACGUUGCAAGUUAAUUCAUAUCAAUCUGGACUAACCACCCUCCAAACGCUAAGGCAGUAUUUAAUUCUCAAUGUGUUGGUGUUGUGAAGGCUAUUAAAUAGAAAUUAACUUUGUUUAGAAUGUCAUGCUCAUUUGACAUCCCAAACAGCAAAUUGUGUGAACGUUUUUUUUUUUGUAAUCUACCCUGAUUAAGCAGUACAUGAUUUAAUUCUUAUGAUUCUAUAUUUGUGUAUGAAAAUAGCUCUCCACUUAGUUUGGGAAUCAGUGCAUGUCUUUAUGCUUUAUGUUAUGGGACUUCAGACAUUAUACUGAGAUCAAACACCAAGUUCAGAAAUAUCUUUUUAACAGCAGAAGAGGCUUAAGUAUGUUUGUCCUUGCCUUUGGCAUAUGUAAUUUUAUUUAUUAUUUUAUUUUUUUACAAAGAUUAAAAAUUAUAUUUAAAGUCAGUACUAUGCUACAUGCCUGUUUCAAGGACUCACAUGAACAUUCCAUGCAAAGCUGUUUACUCUGUGUUAGACCACUGCACUGUCUACUUUUAGUUUAAAUAAUCACUCGUAUUUAUUAAAGGUUGACUUUAUUUGAAUCUGUAAA
Messenger RNA from Alosa alosa (allis shad), 3470 nucleotides. RefSeq names its product regulator of microtubule dynamics 3 (gene rmdn3). Lineage: Eukaryota; Metazoa; Chordata; Actinopteri; Clupeiformes; Clupeidae. The record is from RefSeq and is a predicted model, not a curated record. The transcript has 12 exons. Gene Ontology annotation, cellular component: spindle microtubule; cytoplasm; mitotic spindle pole. Bases 976 to 2334 code for a protein of 452 amino acids. Gene Ontology annotation, molecular function: microtubule binding.